AUGGCAUCCAUACGCCCCUUCACUGCCGUAGAUCUCUUCUCCUUCAACCCCACCAACCUCGACGUUCUCACUGAAAACUACGACAUAAGCUUCUACCUCUCCUACCUCUCCAGAUGGCCCAAACUCUUCUUAGUAGUCGUAUCCCCCACAGGGACAAUAAUGGCGUAUAUUAUGGGAAAGGCUGAAGGCGAGGGGAAGGAAUGGCACGGUCACGUUACGGCUUUGACGGUUGCACCGGCGUACCGACGGCUCGGGCUGGCGAAAGUACUAAUGGAAGAGUUGGAGAGAGUUAGUGAGGAAGUUUAUGAUGGAUACUUCGUCGAUUUAUAUGUGAGAGUUAGCAAUGAGCUAGCAGUGAAUAUGUAUAAGAAAAUGGGGUAUAGUGUCUACAGGAGGGUGGUGGGGUAUUAUAGUGCUGGUGGUGGGGCAGAGGCUGAAGAUGCAUACGAUAUGAGGAAACCGAUGAAGAGAGAUGUCAAGAAGGAAAGUAUACGGGAAAAAGGAGAAGAAUUUCUCGUCAGUCCCGAGGAUGUUUAUUAA
This is a messenger RNA of Orbilia oligospora ATCC 24927, 540 nucleotides long. RefSeq lists its product as uncharacterized. Gene Ontology annotation, biological process: N-terminal peptidyl-methionine acetylation. Gene Ontology annotation, cellular component: NatB complex. Gene Ontology annotation, molecular function: protein-N-terminal amino-acid acetyltransferase activity. The coding region runs from base 1 to 540 and encodes 179 amino acids. The record is from RefSeq and is a predicted model, not a curated record. Lineage: Eukaryota; Fungi; Ascomycota; Orbiliomycetes; Orbiliales; Orbiliaceae. The transcript is spliced from 2 exons.